Molecule: messenger RNA, 3241 nt
Organism: Cajanus cajan (pigeon pea)
Lineage: Eukaryota; Viridiplantae; Streptophyta; Magnoliopsida; Fabales; Fabaceae
Source: RefSeq, a predicted model, not a curated record
GAAAAAACAAAAAAGGCAUUCCCUUUCUUCCUUCGUAAACGCAUCUUCUCUCUGCAGUGUGCAGUCCCUACUGUGAGUGACUCCAAGUUUCCAAGCGAAGAGAGGCACAGCAGCAGCAGUUUCCUUGGCAUUGAUCGGAUCUGACUCCCCAACCGGACCCGGAUCCGACCCAAAUGGGAAUGCCCCAUAAACCAUGACCCAACGCGUGGACGACGACACCGAGUCCUGCCGUUUUCACGAUUCCUACGACCGCUUACUCUCCUCCUGCUCCACCUCCACCUCCGACGACGACACCUCCACUCCCCAAAACGACGCCGUCUCGCUCAAUGCCCUCCCCCAAUUCCCCAUGUGCAAGUACGACGCCUGGAUCUCCGAACCCUCCUCCCUCUCCGAGCGCCGCUCCCGCCUCCUCCGCCAGUUCGGCCUCCCCGCGCCGCCCCCCAUCCCCCGAUCAGCCUCCUCCACCCAAUGCACCGACACUCCCGCCGCCUCUAUUUCCCGAUCCAAGUCCGACACCACCGCGGAUCGCGCCGUCAAGCAUUGCAAGUCCUCCGUCGUUCCCAUCGACGACAAUGCCAACGGUUUUCUCCUAAACAACAAUAACAAUAAUGAUAAUAAUAAUAAUCAUGUUCGUUCUGUUAAUGGUGCUUCUGCACCUUCUGUUUCCGUUGUGAGUGUGUUUGAAGAUGAUGAUGGAAUUGUGGACGGGGAUGGUAAUGAUAACGGUAAUGGUAAUGGUAAUGGUAAUGGUGAUGAUAAUGAUGAACAAGCUUGUACGAUUAGGGAUUUGGAUAACGGGAAGGAGUUUGUGGUGAAGGAGGAUGGGGUGUGGAAUGAGGUGAAGGAAGUGGGGACUGGGAGGCGUUUGACUGUGGAGGAAUUUGAGAUGACGGUGGGGCAUUCUCCUAUUGUUCAGGAGUUGAUGAGGAGGCAGAAUGUGGAGGAGGAAGGUGGUGAUGGGGAGGGUUUGGAUGGUGGUGAUGAGGGGGAUGGUGGUGGUGGUGGUGGUGGUGAUGGCAAGGUGAAGAAGAGGGGAGGGGGGUGGUUUAAGUUCAUGAGUUUGAAGAGUGUUGUGGUGGGUCAGAAGGAGAGGAGAAGCGGCGACGAGAGGGAUACCUCGUCGUCGGAGAAGGGGGGUGGCCGGCGGUCUAGCUCGGCCACAGAUGAUAGCCAGGAUGGUGGCAGUGGUGGUUUGGGUCAUGGGGGUGAGAGGGUGAGGGUUAGGCAGUAUGGGAAGUCUUGUAAGGAGGUUACAGGGCUUUAUAAGAGCCAGGAGAUUCAGGCUCAUGAUGGAUCCAUUUGGAGCAUUAAGUUUAGCUUGGAUGGGAGGUACCUUGCUAGUGCUGGUGAGGAUUGUGUGAUCCAUGUUUGGCAGGUUGUGGAGUCGGAGAGGAAGGGAGAGCUGCUGGUGGAGAAGCCGGAGGAUGGGAAUUUGAACAUGUUGUUUGUUGUGAAUGGGUCCCCGGAGCCUUUGUCUCCUGGGCUGGAGAAUAAUCUGGAGAAGAAAAGAAGGGGGAGGUUGUCUGUUAGCAGAAAAUCCUUGAGCUUGGACCAGUUAGUGGUACCGGAAACUGUGUUUGCACUCACUGAAAAACCCGUUUGUUCCUUUAAGGGCCAUCUUGAUGAUGUGCUUGACCUUUCUUGGUCCAAGUCUCAGCAAUUGCUCUCGUCUUCGAUGGACAAAACAGUGCGAUUGUGGCAUUUGUCUAGCAAGUCUUGCCUGAAAAUUUUUUCACACAGUGACUAUGUAACUUGCAUCCAGUUUAAUCCUGUUGAUGAUAGAUACUUCAUUAGUGGAUCUUUGGAUGCUAAGGUUCGCAUAUGGAGCAUUCCUGAUCGACAAGUUGUUGAUUGGAUUGAUCUACAUGAGAUGGUCACUGCAGCUUGUUAUACGCCUGAUGGUCAGGGUGCGCUAGUUGGUUCAUACAAGGGUAGCUGCCAUUUAUAUAAUACAUCUGGUAUCGGCAAAAAUAAGUUGCAACAGAAAAGUCAGAUAAAUUUGCAGAACAGGAAAAAGAGAUCGAACCACAAGAAAAUUACUGGCUUCCAGUUUGUGCCAGGAAGUUCAUCUGAAGUACUGAUCACUUCUUCUGAUUCUCGGAUUCGGCUUGUUGAUGGUAUUGAUCUGGUUCAUAAGUUUAAAGGUUUUCGGAAUGCAAAUAGCCAAAUUUCAGCCUGUCUGACAGAAAACGGUAAAUAUGUUGUUUCAGCAAGUGAGGAUUCUCACGUAUACAUAUGGAAAAAUGAAGCUGAUUGCAGACCUAGCAGGACUAAAGGUGUUACUGUCACAAGCGCAUACGAACAUUUUCACUGUAAAGAUGUGUCAGUGGCAAUUCCUUGGCCUGGUAUGGAUGAUGCAUGGGAGAUGCAUGAUACAUAUUUUGGGGAAGAACCGGAGCUUGAUGAUGAUGGGGAUGAGAAUAAUGGGGAUGAGGUCUCAUCGGCCAAUCAUCCUCCUACCCCAGUGGAGGAAAAUUUUGGUUCUGAGGGUUCGCAAUUUGCUUCAGGUUGCAACAACAGUCCACUUCAUGGAACCAUUGCAAGUGCGACAGAUAGUUAUUUUCUUGAUAGAAUUUCUGCAGCAUGGCCUGAGGAAAAACUUCUAACUACAAGGGAGCGAAGCCCUCGGGUAAGUGUGGAUUUAUCUAAUGGGGUGAAUCAGAAUAUGGCCUGGGGUAUGGUGAUUGUAACUGCCGGCCUUCAAGGGGAAAUUAAAAUUUUCCAAAAUUUUGGAUUGGCACUUGGUAUAUAAGAGGGGAUUGAAAAUUUAUGCCUAUCAGCAUGGGAGAAUGAGUUGAAGGCAUCAAUUCAGAAGAAAAAGUAAAGUGGUGGGGCUGUUCUGUUUUGGACUUCCACAUUCUCCAUUAGUUGGUGGGGACUUGUACAGAGAGGCGUUGGGUGAGAUAUUAUAAGGUGAGUUCCAUUUCUUCCGUGUUCUUUUGCUUAUCGAUGAGAUAUGUUGCAAACUUGCAAUUCCAAUCAAGUGUUUGGGGGGACAAAAAAAGAAAAAAAAAAGGGGUAAAAACAGUGAACAAAAGGGAAAAGAGAAAGAAGGUACACCUGGAAUUUGGAAACCAGUGGAUUUAUUGUAAUGGGAAAAUGUAGAGAUUAACGGGUAUGGGAAAAGCUUGUUGAAUUACAAAUGAUUAUUCUUUUACAUUUGUUAAUAUUAGUCCUGUUAUUAUGUAAUCAAUUUCUUGUCCAGUGGAAUUAAUUUCAAUAAAACAGCAUAUGGCUUAAA